AAGCUUUAUCAAUCACAAAUUCGGAACAAUAUAGAGAAAACAUCAUCCAUAGAUUCAUAGCAGCUAGAGAAAAGUUCUGAAUAGGUGUUCAAUGGCUACUUCAAUUUCUGCAACUGGGUUUAAGGGAGGUUUAGGAACUUCCUUCUAUGGAAGUUGGGGCACUUCAGUAUAUGGUGAAGACUAUGCCAUGAUGGCUAAGUCAGUUCCGAACCAUGUUCGAGUUGGAAAGCCUGUUAGAGCACAGACUAUGAUGAAGAACAUCAAUGAAGGGAAAGGUUUGUUUGCUCCUAUUGUGGUUGUUACACGCCAAAUUAUUGGCAAGAAAAGGUUCAAUCAGCCCAGAGGAAAAGCAAUUGCUUUGCACUCGCAGGUAAUUACUGAAUUCUGCAAAUCAAUAGGAGCUGAUGCUAAACAAAGGCAAGGAUUGAUUCGUCUGGCCAAGAAGAAUGGGGAAAGGCUUGGCUUCCUUGCAUGAUGAUGACCACACACGUGUAUUUUGUCUUGACUAUUAGAGAUGUUCAGUCCAUUCCAAGGACAUCCAAGAUGUUAAAGCGUUCUUCAUCCGGGUAUUUCCUUGGAGACUCAGAAUGUAAACACGUCUUUCCUUCUUAUGUACUUGAAACCUUCAGUUUAGUUGUAGUAUUUAAGUUUCAGACCAUUGAAACAAAACUCAGAAACGAGCAAACAAGUUCAACGAUUUAGAUUAGAAUCAACCCAUCUGAUGUUUCAGAAAAUUGAAAGCUUUAAUUUCUGGUAGAAUGUAUAAAUGGUUACCAUUAGUUUUUUCUUCUUAAUUAUAACCGUGGUGAUUUAAGAAAAGGAGGUAGGCAGGUAGCUAUGUAGGAGAUGAAAGAUGCUUAGGUUUGAACCUGAGACCCAGCACCCACCCCAAAAUGAUAAACUAUCAGAUAAAAUGGUGGCCAACAGAAUACCUUCAACUUAAGCAUGAUAAACUUCCCUAUUCUGUUUUAGGGAUGUACCAGUAGCAAUCAAAGCAGAAAACAUUGCCAAAUGUAAAAGAUUUGCCAAUUUUAAACAAUAGAAUUAGAGACGAUACAAAAAGGUUAAAAAAUGAAAUCCACAUGAUUUAGUGUCUUAGAAAAACCAUAAAUGAAGUAGGUAAAAACAAAGAUGUACAUUGUAUUUCAGUGUCCACAUGAAUUAUGAUUCGAUAAUUUUCAAGCAUUAUAAGUGUUAAACACAAAACAAACAAAUACAGUUACACAAAUUGAUAGGUCUA
Molecule: messenger RNA, 1240 nt
Organism: Durio zibethinus
Lineage: Eukaryota; Viridiplantae; Streptophyta; Magnoliopsida; Malvales; Malvaceae
Source: RefSeq, a predicted model, not a curated record